CCGGCACCUGCCGGCUCUCAGCUCUGCGCCCGGGCCCCGCCCCCGGCCAGCCGACCCUCCUGCGCCUGGCUUGCACUGCUCUCUCUUCGCUGUGGGGAAGCAACAGCACCCCGAUAACUUGCAGACUGUGGCGCAACUGGUCUCAACAGCGGAGGCGCCCGAAUGCUGCCCGAGUGAGGAACCUGGGAAGAAAAACAGUCUCAACAAUGAGUAGGCUGCCCAUGACGACCAGCAACAGAUGACUUGCCAUUUCAUUUACUAAGAUGUCGUCUGCUGCUGAAAAUGGAGAUGCAGCACCUGGAAAACAAAACGAAGAAAAAACCUAUAAAAAGACUGCAUCAUCUGCUAUCAAAGGUGCUAUCCAGCUGGGAAUAGGAUACACAGUGGGUAAUCUCACUUCCAAGCCAGACCGAGAUGUUCUCAUGCAAGACUUCUACGUGGUGGAAAGUGUGUUCCUGCCCAGUGAAGGGAGCAAUCUGACCCCAGCACAUCACUACCCAGACUUCAGAUUUAAGACAUAUGCUCCACUAGCAUUCCGUUAUUUCAGAGAACUUUUUGGUAUCAAGCCUGAUGAUUACUUGUAUUCCCUCUGCAAUGAACCUCUAAUAGAACUGUCCAACCCCGGAGCCAGUGGAUCCUUGUUUUUUGUGACCAGUGAUGAUGAAUUUAUUAUCAAAACAGUUCAGCAUAAAGAGGCAGAGUUCCUUCAGAAGCUGCUGCCAGGCUAUUACAUGAAUUUAAACCAGAAUCCAAGGACUCUUUUGCCAAAAUUUUAUGGACUAUAUUGCAUGCAAUCGGGGGGCAUUAACAUCCGAAUUGUGGUGAUGAACAAUGUCUUGCCACGCUCCAUGAGAAUGCACUUUACAUAUGACUUGAAAGGUUCGACCUAUAAACGAAGAGCAUCCCGAAAAGAGAGAGAAAAAUCCAACCCCACAUUUAAGGACUUAGAUUUCCUGCAAGACAUGCACGAAGGGUUGUAUUUUGAUAUAGAAACAUACAGUGCGCUCAUGAAAACGCUUCAGAGAGAUUGCCGGGUAUUGGAAAGCUUCAAGAUCAUGGACUAUAGCCUUUUGCUGGGCAUCCACAUCUUGGACCAUUCCCCCAAAGAGAAAGAAGAGGAGACCUCACAAAAUGUGCCUGAUGCAAAGCGGCCUGGGAUGCAGAAGGUUCUCUACUCAACAGCAAUGGAAUCCAUCCAGGGUCCAGGGAAGUCUGGAGAUGGGAUCAUCACAGAGAACCCAGACACAAUGGGAGGAAUUCCAGCUAAAAGCCAUAAGGGAGAAAAACUGCUUUUAUUUAUGGGCAUCAUUGACAUUCUGCAAUCAUAUAGAUUAAUGAAGAAGUUAGAACAUUCCUGGAAAGCACUUGUUUAUGAUGGGGACACUGUUUCAGUUCAUAGACCGAGCUUUUAUGCAGACAGAUUUCUAAAGUUUAUGAACUCCAGAGUUUUCAAGAAAAUUCAAGCUUUGAAAGCCUCACCUUCUAAAAAACGAUGCAAUUCCAUCGCUGCCCUGAAGGCGACCUCACAGGAGGUCGUGUCCUCAGUGAGCCAGGAAUGGAAGGACGAGAAGCGGGAUUUGCUGACGGAAGGGCAAAGUUUUAGCAGCCUUGACGAAGAAGCGCUGGGAUCCCGACACAGGCCAGACCUGGUGCCCAGCACGCCAUCCCUGUUUGAAGCUGCUUCCUUGACAACCACAAUUUCAUCUUCUUCCUUAUAUGUCAAUGAACAUUAUCCACACAACAGGACUACGCUUUAUUCAAACAGUAAAGGGUUACCUUCCAGUUCGACAUUUACCUUGGAAGAGGGGACCAUCUACGUGACUUCUGAGCCAAAUGCUCUGGAAAUAGAGGAUGAUAACGCCUCCGUGCUCGAUGUUUAUUUAUAAGUGCAAAUGGUGACCACCUAAGCAGAUGGAUGACACGUGAACACAGUCGCAGGAGAAAAGCUCCUCCAGUCCAGAAUUUCCCAAAGGACCUUGGCUGAGCCCCACAACACAGAAUAAUCAACUGGAUUUAGGAGUCUGAGCAUGUCGGGGGGGCGCUGGCCCACGGGCUGGUCAGCAGAUGUGAUGUGAAAAAAUACCACACUCUUCCCUCAUUUGCUGUUGCUUGCUGAACUGUGAAGAACUGCAUGAACCAUAUUUAAACUGCUUUAUAUACCAUUGCCAAUCACUUUUUUUGGACUUGAAAGUGCUAUUUUCCUAUUGAUACUUGCAUUAUUUCAUUCUGCAUGCAUCCAGUGAUUAUAUUUAAGCAACACAUGUAAUCUGCUUAUAUAUUUUUUAAAAAUUCCAUCUGUGCAAAAUGGCAUAUAAAGUAUAAAUCCUGCUCUUUUUGCAAAAUUAUAAUCAUAGCCAUGUCAUUAAAAGUUUAAGUUGGUUUUAUCUAAAGAUCAGUAUAAUAGGUCUGCAUAUACUUUAUAGAUCACUAGCCUCUAUAAAGAUACUUUCACUGUUUAUUAGUGAAGUGAGAAAAGCAGAGCUAUUUAUAAAAGGCCUUAUGUCGUGUACAUACACGUUGUCUUUGAAAUACUUGUGAUUUAGUUUAUUGC
Molecule: messenger RNA, 2551 nt
Organism: Pteronotus mesoamericanus
Lineage: Eukaryota; Metazoa; Chordata; Mammalia; Chiroptera; Mormoopidae
Gene: PIP5K1B
Product: phosphatidylinositol-4-phosphate 5-kinase type 1 beta
Exons: 15
Coding region: 264-1886 (540 amino acids)
Biological process (GO): phosphatidylinositol phosphate biosynthetic process
Cellular component (GO): plasma membrane
Molecular function (GO): 1-phosphatidylinositol-4-phosphate 5-kinase activity
Source: RefSeq, a predicted model, not a curated record